Molecule: messenger RNA, 1564 nt
Organism: Tympanuchus pallidicinctus (lesser prairie-chicken)
Lineage: Eukaryota; Metazoa; Chordata; Aves; Galliformes; Phasianidae
Gene: CUNH9orf85
Product: chromosome unknown C9orf85 homolog
Exons: 4
Coding region: 43-582 (179 amino acids)
Source: RefSeq, a predicted model, not a curated record
GUUCCGGGGCACGCGCGGCCUGCAGCGGCGGUUGCCGGGGGAAUGAGCUCCGAGAAGGGGAACGUGGCGCGCAGGCGGCCCCAGCGCCACCAGAACGCGCGCGCCUUCAGGAACGACAAGUACGACACCAGCGCGCGGCUGAAGAAAAUAAAUUCUAAACUUCAUGAUGGAGUGUGUCAGCAUUGUAAAGGUAUUUUGGAGUGGCGGGUAAAAUUCAGCAAGUAUAAACUACUAUCAAAACCUAAAAAAUGUGUGAAGUGCCUCCAGAAAGCUGUGAAAGAUCCUUACCACAUUAUUUGUCGACCAUGUGCUAGUAAACUAGAAGUUUGUGCCAAAUGUGGAAAGGAAAAAGAAAUUGUAAUUCCGAUCAAUAAAGGACAAGAUGGAAUUGAGGAUAAGACCACUAAAAACGGCCAGGAAAGUGGACUGAAGGAUGAACUGGAUUUUGACACUAACUUGAGUAGUACAGACAGUGAAGAAGAUUCUGAUAGGCUUGAAGAAAGAUUUAAAAGUAUGAACUUUGAAAGGACAGAGAUUCAAAAACUUGAGUUUGUAGAAGAGACUGUACACAAUGAAUUGUGAUAGAUUGAUGCUUUUUUCUGACUUCUGCUCUGAAAACCUGGUCUGACAUUUAAAAUCCUCAUGUAUUGGCACAGUGUGUUUUGAUUCUUGUUGUGGAGAGACUUGAUACUUGUUUGAAAGACUCAGAGUUUGAAUCUUUAAGUACAGUUAUUUCUUGUAUGGAUGUUCCUCUGUGUGUUAUUAAUAUGAGUCCAGUAUUACACAACUGUUGUAUUGCCAUUUGAAAAACUACAUGGACAUCUGUAGUUCAAAUAAAACAAUAAAAAGUUCUGUCAUUUAAAAAAAAAAAAAAGUUAAACCAAUUUUAAUAGAUUUUGAGGGAAGAACUUGCAUCUUUUGUCAGUGAGCUUCCAGAGGCCAUUACUGAAAUAUCAAAUAAUCAUUGUUCUUACUCCAGCUGUCUCUUUUCCAUGGGAAGAGUGCCUAAGUGCCAUCAAUAUCCAUUUCAUAUUUGUGACCUUGUUUUUACCAAAAUUUUGAAAUGGAAGAAAGAAAAAAAAAAAAAGAGUUUAAGACUUUAGAAUUUUUCAUACAUGUUCCACACUUUCUUUUCAUUCAGAUGUAGACAUAAUGUAGUUUCCUCUAAUACAAAAACACUUAGGUGCCAUGCAGGGAUGCUAAUAUAGAAUUAUGUUUAAUAAGUUACAAUUUCAAAUGCCAUACUAUUACAUAGCAGGAUAUAUAGUUGUAGUCUUCCUGUCUUUCAGUUCCUUGUAGGGAUUAUUUCAGUGUAGACUAAGCUCUAAGAAGAACUUCAUUGAAAUGAACUUCUGCUGGAUUCAGUGUGGUUUGAUUUGUUUUAUGUCAUCUGCCACAUCUAUGAAUAAUGCAGGAGAAGUGCUUCUUGUUUACUAAAUGGUUUAAUGCAAGAACAACUAACAAUAUAGUUUUUACUGACCACUGAAAAAUUAACCAGCUUGUUUGGCGUUGUCGGAAUUGCAGUUACCAGGCACAGAAAAAAAAAAAAAUAAAAAUCUAAAAA